AUGUAUCUCCUUACAAUCCAUUCUCCACUUUCUCUCUUCCUCCUUGCACUUCUCCUGAACACCCCCCCUGCAAGCUCAUCCCCCGACACUUCCGAGGCCUCGUCUUCCUCCCCCUGCAGCCUCUCCAAGAUCAAUCUCACCUCCUCUCCUGUCUCGGCGGGUUCCUGUCAGUGUGCAAGCUCAGCCGCUCUGACGGCAACAGUCAGCUUGUCAGAUAGAGAGUGGGCGAUACGUUGGUCGAGCAGGGAACAAACGGCCCCAGCUGGAUCUCUGCUGGUGACGGUUGACCUGGAAGACUCUACGAGGGGCCAUACGAUGUUGUUGCAGGUUCAGAUGCGGCAUGCGCUCAGGGUUGUAGCCAUGAAGGAGUUUCUGAUAGCGCCUGGCAUGCUGUCCCAUUUUCCCGGAUGCUUCUCCUUCUCCUACGACGACGCUCCUCCCGGCUCCUACUCCCUCCUCCUCGUCCUCCACAAAGUCGACCCGUCAUUGCAGCUCACGGUGGUCGCAUCGGAAGACCACUACGUGCUCGUCGAGGAUCUGUCAGGGCCAAGAGCAGCGGUGGAGCAGGCGGUCAUGGACGGAAGGGACAUGACAGUCAACGUCCGCCUGACGGGCGUCGCUCGACGACAGCUGCUGCUGCUAGUCGUUGCGAUCGAGGUCAGCAGCCUCUGGCACCAUCAGCAAAUCAUGGUCGUGGACGCUGAGGAGGAGGAGCGCGUGGAGCCCGUGCGGGUGUCAGGAAUUGCAGGGAGCGACUUCCUCCUCUCCAUCGUCCUCUCGGAGCGUCUCAACCAAUCUUCUAUCCUCCCCAUCAUGAACGUCAGCAGGUCUCUCAGCCUCGCCGCCUGCAACCCGAGUUGUCUCCUCAACGACGGCAACAGCACGCCAGCACCUGUGAGCAUGCUCAGACUUUCGGCAAGGGGAUCCGGCAAGACAGCACAGCCUGCUAACGAAGAGCUUGUCGUUGCUGGUGCAGAGCACAGCACUGCCAAGAUUGACCUCGUCACAGUCCCAGAGCUCCCGGUCGCCGGAUUGCAGGUGCAAGUCUCCGCUGCUGCUCUUGGGCUGAGGGGCGGCCAGCGGUAUAGGCUCAGCCUGUCUGCCGUGAUGGUGGCGACGGGCAGAGUUGUCUUCCAAGUCAGCAGCUUCAUCAAACAGUCGGCUGCUCCAGCUGCACUCGAGCACCUGGUCCCCUCGUGCGGGCUGGGUGAGGUGGAGAUCAGAGCAGUGCUGCAUGCCGUCAGGACGGAAGAGCAGGGGGGAGGGGAGCAGAAAAUUCUCCAAGUCGCCCGACGAUUCGUCGCCAUGGGAGCGUGUCAAGUCAACUACCUCUGGAGCUCGUCGGGUCAACCGAUCUUCGACGGCCCGCUGGAGUACCGGGCGUCGCCCUUCCACCAUCCUGUCAAUCUCACCCAGCAGCACCUGGGGAAAGCAGGCGCUCUUGAUGUGACGUUGACCACGACCGCAACGUUGGACCGGCUCGUCACGCUGAUCAGCACAGCUGCGCACUGGGGGGAUAACAUGGCGGUCGCCAUGUACGCGCGCAGCGCUGUGGAGCAGGGAGAGAUCAGAAGGUUCGUGAUGGAGAUUUUGGGCCCUUGGUUUGCGACGAGGGGCAAGACGCUGGAGGUAGUUUUGCUAUCUGCCUGCCCCGACCCCUUGAACACAGGGAAUGACCUUGUGUUCCCCAUCAACAUGCUGAGAAAGAUCUGCUGUGCCAUAGCCAAGACAGAGCUGAUCCUGUUCACCGAUGUCGACAUGCAGCCGUCGGACGGCCUUGCCGCAAGCAUCCAGCUGGCAUAUAGCAGGGGGCAGCUCGGCCCCAUGGACCUCCUGGUGUUGCCGGCGUUCAGGUCGAACGAACUCUGGCCCCUUGACGUGGAGGUUGACGUGAACGAGGGAAACUUGUCCGUCAACACCUUCAGCAUCUUGUUCAGGGACCUUCGGCAGCACUUCGCCACCUGCAGCGUCUACGUCCCUGGGAUAGACUGCAGGGGGACAACCAGCUGGUCUGGAGCUGGGGUCUUCCACAUGCCCACAGACUACGACCGCUGGCUCGAUGCCGAGGACUUGUACGAGGCGAGCUACUUGCUGGGCUACGAGCCUUACGUGGUGCUGAACCGAAGCUCGUGGCUCGGACGGCACGGGGCGGGCGUCUACGACGAUCGUUACGUGUUCUGGGGCUGGGACAAGGCUUCCAUGACGGCGGAGGCCGCUUACCUUGGGUAUUCCUUCAUGGUUCUGCCCAAGGGCUUCUUCGUGCACGCCUCAGAUGCGCUGUUCAACGUCGAGCACGUCAUCGCUGCCCAACUGGACAUCAGCCUGCCCGAGAAGUCCGGGACAGGGUCGGGCUGGGGCCCACCAGACACGGUCGGCCGCAGACUCCUGCAGGACACGAUGCUGUAUGAGUACACGAGGCCGCAGGAGAAGGCAGCACACAGGUCCUGCGUCCUCAAGGCCUUCGAAGACAAGGCGUGCCAGCCGGAGAGCAUCAGGAUGGAGGUGAGCACGAAGCUAGAGGUGGUGAGAGCUGGCUACCAGCUGGGGGUCCAGCUGCACAACCUUGCGAGGGCCUCGAGCUUCCAGCUGACGGCGUUCGUCAAGGGGAAGGCAGAGGGGUCAGACAACCCCGCCUUCUACCGCAUCGUCCCCGCCGACCUGACUGGGGACGUGCAUGAGGUGAAGUUGUUGCUGGGCAAGCUCGAGUCGGGCAGGCACGAGGUGGACGUGGAGCUGUUUGACCUGCACGCGGCUAAGCUGAUGCCAGUGGAGAUUGCGAGACUGGCGUACCAAGAAGUGAUGCUGUUUGUAUGA
Messenger RNA from Guillardia theta CCMP2712, 2814 nucleotides. RefSeq lists its product as hypothetical. NCBI's taxonomy places the organism in Eukaryota, Cryptophyceae, Pyrenomonadales, Geminigeraceae. Gene Ontology annotation, biological process: protein O-linked glycosylation via mannose. The record is from RefSeq and is a predicted model, not a curated record. The transcript has a single exon. Gene Ontology annotation, molecular function: xylosyltransferase activity; glucuronosyltransferase activity. The coding region runs from base 1 to 2814 and encodes 937 amino acids.